CCCAGAGGUGAUUGGUGGAAGUGCUCCGCUGUGGGCGUGGCCGUGCCGGCGGUAGGGGUAUAUAGGGGCGCUGCGGCGGCGGAGCGCGGGGUUGGCGGGUGGGUGCGUGGUGGUGGGGUUGUCGCGCUGUGCGGUUCCGCCGCGAUGCGGGAACGGAGGCCGCCGGCGGCUGCACCGGCCCGGUGCAAACUGGUGCUGGUGGGGGACGUUCAGUGCGGGAAAACGGCGAUGCUGCAAGUGCUGGCCAAGGACUGCUACCCUGAGACGUACGUGCCCACCGUGUUCGAGAAUUACACGGCGUGUCUGGUCAGCGAGGAGCAGCGCGUGGAGCUGAGCCUCUGGGACACCUCCGGAUCCCCCUAUUAUGACAACGUGCGGCCCCUCUGCUACAGCGACUCCGAUGCUGUUCUGCUCUGCUUUGACAUCAGCCGCCCUGAAACCUUGGACAGUGCUUCCAAAAAGUGGAAGACAGAAAUCCUGGAUUACUGCCCCAACACACGGGUGCUGCUCAUCGGCUGCAAGACGGACCUACGGACAGACCUGAGCACCCUGAUGGAGCUCUCCCACCAAAAGCAAGCACCCAUCUCCUAUGAGCAGGGUUGUGCAGCAGCCCGGCAGCUGGGAGCUGAGAGCUACCUGGAAUGCUCAGCCUUCACAUCAGAGAAGAGCGUGCACAGCAUCUUCCGGACCGUGUCCAGCAUCUGUCUGAGCAGAGCCCCCCCUCAGCCCCCCCAAAGUCCCCCUCGUGGUCUCUCCAAGCGCCUCCUGCAUCUGCCCACCCGCUCUGAGCUCAUCUCCUCCGCCUUCAAAAAGGAGAAGGCCAAAAGCUGCUCUGUCAUGUGAAGGGGGGAGGUGUAGGGAUGUGCCCCCCUCCCCCACACACACACCUCACUGAAACCCCCUCCCUGGUCCCCAGGAUGGGGUGAGGGCCAAACAAAGCCGUGGUGCCCACCCCAAUGAGGAUGGGGUGCCCGCUGCCCUCCCAUCACACUGCAUCCCCCAUCGGUGUGUGCUGGAGCCCAGGGCUGGGGGGCAGCCCCAUAGAGCUGUGGGGUGGGUGGGGGGCUCAGGGGACCCCAUAUGGAGGGAUCUGGCUGCUCCCCAGCCUGGAGGGACUCAUCCUUUUCUUUGAAUGCCCCAUCGGUGUCCAGCUCUGCCCCAUCCCUCAUUUUGCUGCUUAACCCCAGGGGUGG
Phasianus colchicus (ring-necked pheasant) is the source of this 1193-nucleotide messenger RNA. It is a transcript of the gene RND1, whose product is annotated as Rho family GTPase 1. Gene Ontology annotation, biological process: small GTPase-mediated signal transduction. Gene Ontology annotation, molecular function: GTP binding; GTPase activity. Lineage: Eukaryota; Metazoa; Chordata; Aves; Galliformes; Phasianidae. The record is from RefSeq and is a predicted model, not a curated record.